AUGGCCAUUCUUCGCAAUGUUGUUAUUUGCUAUGAUGGCACCGUCAGAAAUGUCUGUAGCAACUCAAUAAUCCAAUUUGAGUAUGAAGUCAAUACUGGAUCUAGGCACCAGCAUUUAUUCCCUGCUGGUGAACCUGUUGGUGUGUUAGCUGCAACUGCAAUGUCAAAUCCUGCUUAUAAGGCAGUUCUGGAUUCUACCCCAAGCAGCAAUUCUUCAUGGGAGCUGAUGAAGUGCAUACAUAAAGGCUUGUUGAUGCUCUUUUUGGGAGGUCAACUUAGAGAGAAGUGGAUAGUCUUCAGCGGGGGAGAAGCCGAAGGCUCUCCGAUGCUUAAGUCAGCUAUGAGUGGUAAAUUUGGCAGAGUAACAGUAAAGCUGGGUACCUGGGCGUUGGGCAAGGAGAAGCUAGGUGACCCUUUGGGUUUAUGGUGUGAGCAAAACUCUCCAGCAGGCCCCCCUGCUUCAGCUGGGCUCUUGCCGUUCGGCAAGGUACAAGGAAGGGCCCUUUUGGGACGAUUUGCACGCUUCGAGAGUUACCUCCAUGAUUCCUCGCAUUGGCAAGGCUCCGUGACCUCUUGUCUCGGCAAGGCUGAGUAUCGGCCAGGGUUUGUAACUUCGGUGUGGGUGGAUCUUGCAAUCACGCUUCGGUGUCGGCAGGGUCAAAAGAGGUUGACAUCAUUUGUCAUUUUGGCAAGGAUUUGGGUCCUUGGGUCUGUGCAAUCGACUUUAGUCAGCUCGUUAGCCCCCUUCGGCAAGUGUCCUCGUGAGUGCGUUUACUGUGCUCAACCUUCGCUGUUCGGCAAGGGUAGAUUGAAAGGUGGAGGUCUUGGAGGAGGGUUCGGCAAGGUUCUAAACAAUAGGAGAUUGGAGGCCGGGCUCCUAAAUUGGAGCUGGGGUUUAGCUUUGGUACCCAAGCUGCGGCAUCCUUCUUCGCGUGCCGUUCGGAAAGUGUCUCAGGAGAGAGAGGUGAGGCCUUGUGGCCUUGGCAUAGCUGUAAUUUGGACUAUAGGAUUUUUCGUGAGCCUCGUAUCUUCAGCACAUCCCUUGCCGUUCGGCAAAGGUGGUCAGGUCUUUGGUGUCAGGCCAUUGGGCUUUGGAAGAGUAGAGAUUCGGCAAUUGAGUGGAGCUGGGCUCUUGGAUUUUGGUCAAGAGCUUCGGCAAGUAGAUCGAGUUCUACUCGGUAAGACUUUGCGAGGCCCCCCAGUUGCUUCUCCACGGUGCCUGCCGUUCAACAAGGCCUUUUCCAUUCCUUUCUCUAUGUCUAAAAGUUCUGGUAGAGAAAGUCAUGACCUCCUUGCCUUUGGUGAGGAAGAUACUGAAAGUGAGGAGGCCAGCCUAUAUGUUUGUUCCGAAGAUGAGAGUUCCGAGACAGAGGGUGUGGUAGAGGGUGUUAUAGAAAGUAGGAUGAUAGUGCAUGAGGGUGAGGGGGGUGAGCCAUUAGUAGACUUUGGGUCAGCUGCAUAUAAGAAGAUGCAAAGGAAUUACAAAGUGUUAGAGCCUAUAGCUGAUUGA
Prunus armeniaca (apricot) is the source of this 1509-nucleotide messenger RNA. The record is from the annotation of a GenBank genome assembly. NCBI's taxonomy places the organism in Eukaryota, Viridiplantae, Streptophyta, Magnoliopsida, Rosales, Rosaceae.